Messenger RNA from Tigriopus californicus, 1765 nucleotides. Its product is annotated as methionine aminopeptidase 1-like. Gene Ontology annotation, molecular function: metalloaminopeptidase activity. The record is from RefSeq and is a predicted model, not a curated record. The transcript is spliced from 5 exons. Gene Ontology annotation, biological process: proteolysis. Lineage: Eukaryota; Metazoa; Arthropoda; Copepoda; Harpacticoida; Harpacticidae. The coding region runs from base 373 to 1524 and encodes 383 amino acids.
GGAUUUGAGGCAUGUUCCCCAUAUCUCCUAUGUAAUGCCCGGAAUGGACGAUGAUUACAUCUUGGCUGGGAUUAGACCUCCCAUUCCAGUGUAAGAUCAGUACCGCUCUGCCCUUGACCAUUGAACCACCAUUGAAGGCUCUAGCCUUGCCAUCACCCUGAGUGUUAGUUUGUUGACAUAUCAGUUGACUUGGGUGCUGCUGCUACUGUUGCGUGUUGAGAUGAGUGCAUGCAUGUCUACUAGUCCUGGUCUGGAUUGACUGAAGUAAGAAGAUUGGACUUCUUGCUUUCUGAGCUUGGAAAUCCACCCCAUCUCUCCCUUGCUCUCUGGGUUGGAUCGCUUAGAACCCUCACACACUCACGCCCACCCACCAUGUCUGUAGAAACCAUGAAUCGGCCCUGCGAAACGCCGGGUUGCGCCAAUCCCGCCAAGCUCCAGUGUCCCACGUGCAUUAAACUCAGUAUACAGGGCUCGUUCUUCUGUUCCCAGCCUUGUUUCAAAGGCUCCUGGGAGCUGCACAAGGCCUUGCAUAAGUUGGCCAAAGCCGGGGAUCAGACUUCUCAAAACAGUAAGCGAGCGGGUUUCAAUCCUUGGCCGGGUUACAUGUUCACGGGUCGUUUACGGCCGGCCGAGCAGAGUGCCAAGCGGUUCGUACCCGAUACCAUUCCGCGCCCGGAUUACGCCGACCAUCCCGAAGGAUUUCCGCUCUCCGAGCAAAAGCUCAAGGGCAACACCUACAUUCGGCAAUUAGACGACCACGAGAUCGAAGGUCUGCGGGUGGCCUGCAAAUUGGGUCGUGAAGUCUUGGAUGCCGGGGCUCAGGCCGUGGAAGUGGGCGUGACCACCGAUGAGAUCGAUCGGAUUGUGCAUGAAGCCACAGUCGAUCGGGAAUGUUAUCCUUCGCCGCUGAAUUACUACCAGUUCCCCAAAAGCUGUUGCACUUCCGUGAAUGAAGUGAUUUGCCAUGGCAUCCCCGACAAACGACCCCUUCAGGAUGGUGAUAUUAUCAAUAUUGAUGUGACGGUGUAUCAUCGAGAGUUUCAUGGCGAUCUGAAUGAAAUGCUGUUUGUGGGCACGCCCAGUGACAAAGCCAAGAAAUUGGUCAACAACACCUGGCAGUGUUUAGAAAAGGCCAUCGCUGAGUGUGUCAAACCUGGUGUCAAGUAUCGCGAAGUGGGCAAUGUGAUCCAAAAGCAUGCCCAAAGUGAAGGGUUCUCCGUGGUUCGAAGUUAUUGUGGUCAUGGGAUUCACAAGCUAUUUCAUUGCGCCCCCAAUGUCCCUCAUUAUGCCAAAAAUAAGGCCGUGGGCGUCAUGAAGCCUGGUCAUGCAUUCACCAUCGAGCCCAUGAUCUCUGAAGGUGUCUGGCAAGAUCAAACUUGGCCGGAUAAUUGGACCGCUGUCACUCAGGAUGGGAAACUCUCGGCUCAAUUCGAGCAGACCAUGGUGGUAACGGACACGGGUGUUGACGUGCUUACGGCUCGACCUGGAAAACGACACGUGCCUUAUUUCAUGGACUCGAUUUGAGGUUCGCCACCCGCGUCGAGAUCCGAUUAUCUUGAUGAAUAUGAAGAAAAACAAAAGAGAGAAAGUGUUGAGGAUGACUAUCUGCCCGCAAGGUUAUCCGCAUUCAUUCGAACCUGUAGGGAGAUCUAUUUUUCUCGCAUCACCGUGUCCAGCGAUCCUAAACGCGUUUGUUAUCUCAUCUCGACCACUGAAGCCACGUCAUAUGCAGACUCGAAAUACACUCAAUGUCAUAUAUGCUGAA